AUGGGAGCAAUUUCUGACUCAGCAAGAAUCAUCGGCUAUCCUGGAACGGCCGAGUCAUGUGAUCCUGACAACGUCGAAUACAUCGCCAACUACAUUCCGGAAGAAAACAAGUUCGUCUGCGACGAGUCGGAGAACACCUCGUGCGAGAAUCAAGCGUGCUUGUGUGACGUUGAAGUGGCUCAGCAAAUGUUCAACAGCUUCACCACCGUCGACGACAGUUUCAUCAACGCGAAUGGCUUCGAUCACGCUGCCUCAUGUGUUCCAACGAGCAAUGCGGGAAAGAGGGAUUUGGAAUGUUGCGGGACUUUUCCGCACAGAUGGACUUACAAUACCGACGCGAGGGAGUGCUGCUCGGGAGUUAUCAGCGCUCUUGGAACUUGCUCGGACUACAACCCUCCUGAUAUUACUGUGGAGCCACCAACUGAUCCACCGACUGAUCCGCCAACAACAACGACUACUUCAACAACUGCCUCUAAUCCCUGUGAAAACGUCACGUGCAGCAACUACGGUACCUGCUACGUCGAUGCCUACAGUCAACCUUACUGUAUUUGCGACGAUGGCUGGAUGGGCGACAACUGUGCCACGCAAGUUUCCAAUUAUUUUGGAGCAAAGACGACUUGCACGGAGAAUGACGGGCGACGCGACCUUGCAAUUCUCCUCGACGUGUCGGGCAAAACCAAUCGCAAGACAGAUGUUUUCGAGUUUGUCAAGAAGAUCCGCCAGAGCAUCGAUCUCGCCAGCGUCAAGGUGUCGUUGACGACAUUCGCCAAUUCCGACGAAGAAGUCAUUUUCCCCGCCAAGUUCGUUUCUGCUGCGGAAAUCGACAGCAGCGUUGAUGGGUUAAAGUGGGGCGGAGAUAAGACGAAAACAAUGCUUGGUCUGAACACCGCGGCGAGAAGUCUUGACACAGAUGACGCUAUCGCCGAUAUGAUUUUAGUCAUUUCUGACGGUUGGGAAAGUGGAAACAUUGAGGGCGCACUGGGCGCAGCUAGCAAAGCCGCUUCAGCUGGAGUCACAGUUGUGGCCGCAGCCGUGGCGACUCCGUCAACGCGAACAAAGACCCAGGACCUGCUCGAGCCAGAGGUCGACUUUCUCGGCUCGCUGACCCAAGACGUCGCGGGCAACGUUUUCCAGCUUCGGCCAGACGCUGUCGACGCUGCCGUCUCUUCCUUCAUGGAGCUGUUCAAUGCCCUUCAGAAUUGCCAGAUUUCCUCCAACGCGGCCAAAGACGCCGCGCGAGUCUAUCUCGCUUCAAAAGUCGAGAUUCCGACAAAGGAGGCUUUCAACUUGCAGUCGACCGGAAGCAUGAUCGACUUCUUCGGCUACUUGCCUGACUGGGCGCAGAAAUCAUAA
Messenger RNA from Oikopleura dioica, 1353 nucleotides. The record is from the annotation of a GenBank genome assembly. NCBI's taxonomy places the organism in Eukaryota, Metazoa, Chordata, Appendicularia, Copelata, Oikopleuridae.